Rotaria sordida is the source of this 1087-nucleotide messenger RNA. The record is from the annotation of a GenBank genome assembly. Lineage: Eukaryota; Metazoa; Rotifera; Eurotatoria; Philodinida; Philodinidae.
CACAUUUAUUUUAUAAAUGCAGUUAAAUAAAAACAUAUGUAUAUGUUGCUAUUUUAUCUAACUUUCGCCACAAUAAAUAUCGUUCAAGAAACAAGAUCAAAACUCGUAACAGCCAUGUUUAGUACAGUAGAAGAUGAAUUUUAUAUAAUUUUUUAAAACUUUGAUAUAACUUUUAUUUCAAUCAAUCUUGUUUUUACAAUCAUUGUUUGUCAACGAUCGAUAAAAUUUGAUUUUUAAAUCACAUUUUAAAUUUUCAAGACUUCAUCAUCUAUAUACUUCAAUAAUAUAGUUAAAACUUCAAAAAGCUCGAUCAUAUUCUAUUCAUUUUUUCUCUAUUUACUUCAUUGAUUUCAACAGUAAUGUUAAAAUAUAUUAAGGAUGAACUGAACUCGAAUCUUCCGGAUUGACGGAAAAGAUAGAAAAGAAAAAUGUCGACAGGAAAAAAGUAGAUAAAAGUUAAAUAUCAAGAAUGGAUGUGAGUGUGCGUAUAAGUGAAGGUAUAUGAGUAAAGAAAAUAUCUAUAUUUCUACACUCCAUAAACGAGAGAAAUAACAUUUAUAAAUUUAGCUUUUUCUUUUCUAUUGUUUUAUAUCAUAUUAUUAAAUAAAAUUUUUCUAAUCAGUAAUAUUAUUAUAACAAUUUCACGUUCUCUCUUAAAUGUUUUGUUAAUAUGCAUGAUAGUAAAUUGCGUUAUAUAAGAAAUCUUAGAAGAAAAAGCUACUACUUUUUCAUACUGAAUCCAAACUACGAAGUUCGUAUUUAAUACAUAUCUACUAAUGAUUAUUUUUAUUUUCUAGGCGAUCGUAUAUUAGCUCGUGCCUCCGUAAUCAAUGAUCGUUAUGCUACUAAUCGUCAAACUUCACUUGAAAUGCAAGAUAAACUACAUGAAUCUCUUAAAUAUUUUCAAUUUAUAGAAGAUUGUAAUAAUUUUAAAGAAUGGCUUGAUAUGAAAUCUUUACAAGCUCAAGAUGAUACGUAUCGUUAUACAGCAAAUAUUCAUAUAAAAUAUCUUCGUCAUCAAGCAUUUCAAACUAAAAUAACAUCAAAUAAAGAAUGUUUAUUAGUAUUAAAACGUUAUGCUGAAUAA